Molecule: messenger RNA, 330 nt
Organism: Staurois parvus
Lineage: Eukaryota; Metazoa; Chordata; Amphibia; Anura; Ranidae
Source: the annotation of a GenBank genome assembly
CUAGGCAUGAAGAUACUUUUACAAACAUUUGUGAAAGAAUGGGUCGCUCUCAGGAGCUCAGUGAAUUCAAGCAUGGUACCAGGUACCGUGAUAGCUUGCCACCUGUGCCUACUAAAUAUUCCACAAUCAACUGUUAGUGGUAUUAUAACAAUGUGAAGCAACUGGGAACAAAAGCAACUCAGCCACGUCGCCACCGGACUCUAGAGCAGUGGAGAAGUGUUCUCUGGAGUGACGAUUCACACUUCUCUGUCUGGAAAUCUGAUGAUUCGUGCCUGGGUUUGGCGGUUGCUAGGAGAAUGGUACUUACUUGACUGCAUUGUGCCGAGUGUA